AUGACGCUCCAAUCAGGUCUUUUGUUCAUCUUUGACGGCCUGGAUGAAAGCAGACUUUCAUUGGAUUUCACCAACAGGAAGCUGCUGUCUGAUGUCACACAGAAGUCAUCAGUCAGCCAGCUGCUGACAAACCUCAUCCAGGGGAAUCUGCUUCCCUCGGCUCUCGUCUGGAUAACUUCCCGACCUGCAGCAGCCAAUCAGAUCCCUCCUACAUGUGUUGACAGGCUAACAGAAGUACGAGGCUUCACUGACGCCCAGAAGGAGGAGUACUUCAGGAGGAGAUUCAGUGAUGAAGAGCUGUCCAGCGAAAUCAUCUCCCACAUGAAGACAUCCAGGAGCCUCCACAUCAUGUGCAGUAUCCCAGUCUUCUGCUGGAUCACUGCUACAGUUCUGGAGCACAUGUUGACUACAGAGCAGAGAGGAGAGCUGCCCAAGACCCUGACUGACAUGUACUCACACUUCCUGCUGGUUCAGACAAAGAGGAAGAAGAACAAGUACCAUGAGGGACAUGAGACGAGUCCACAGGAGCUGACGGAGGCUGACAGGGAAGUUCUUCUGAAGCUGGGUAGGCUGGCGUUUGAACAUCUGGAGAAAGGAAACAUCAUGUUCUACCAAGAAGACCUGGAGCAGUGUGGUCUGGAUGUGACAGAGGCCUCAGUGUACUCAGGAGUUUGUACAGAGAUCUUCAAAAGAGAGUGUGUGAUCUUCCAGAAACCAGUCUACUGCUUUGUUCAUCUGAGCAUUCAGGAGUUUCUGGCUGCAGUCUACAUGUUCCACUGUUUCACCAACAGGAAGGAAGAGGUGCUGAAGAAGUUCCUAGGACAAACUUUUUGGGAAUCAUCUCUGGACGACUUCCUGAACAGACCCAUGAAGAAAUCCCUCCAGAGUAAAAAUGGCCACCUGGACCUGUUUGUUCGCUUCCUUCAUGGCCUCUGUCUGGAGUCCAACCAGAGACUCUUAGGAGGUCUGCUGGGUCAGACAGAGAACGGUCCAGAAACCAUCCAGAGAGUCAUCAACAACCUGAAGAAGAUGAACAGUGAUGACAUCUCUCCUGACAGAAGCAUCAACAUCUUCCACUGUCUGAUGGAGAUGAACGACCUCUCAGUACAUCAAGAGAUCCAAGAGUUCCUGAAGUCAGAGAACAGAUCAGAGAGGAGACUCUCUGAGAUCAACUGCUCAGCUCUGGCCUUCAUGCUGCAGAUGUCAGAGGAGGUUCUGGAUGAGUUGGACCUGAGGAAGUACAACACAUCAGAGUGGGGACGACAGAGAUUGAUUCCAGCUGUGAGGAACUGCAGAAAGGCUCGACUGACUCAGUGUGGACUCUUAACGACUCACUGUGAAGUUGUGACCUCAGCUCUGAAGUCCAACCCCUCCCAUCUGACAGAGUUGGACAUGAGUAGAAACAAGCUGCCGGAUUCAGAAGUGAAGUUUCUGUGUGCUGGACUGGAGAGUCCAAACUGUCGACUGGAGACUCUGAGAUUGUGGACCUGUGGUUUGUCAGAGAUCAGCUGUGAUUAUCUGGCAGCAGCGCUGCCAGCUACACUAACACUUUCUCAUCAGACACUGCCACCUGGUGGAGGAAGUCUCAGUUCCAUUUGA
Messenger RNA from Oreochromis aureus, 1599 nucleotides. Its product is annotated as protein NLRC3-like. The transcript is spliced from 5 exons. Lineage: Eukaryota; Metazoa; Chordata; Actinopteri; Cichliformes; Cichlidae. The record is from RefSeq and is a predicted model, not a curated record. Bases 1 to 1599 code for a protein of 532 amino acids.